AUGCCCUCCCUAUAUCACCAUUCACAGAGACCAAGAGUUCGAGAUCAGGCUUUACAACCAUACAGUCUGGAUGUCCACCUCAGAAAUAGCUUCCAAUUCUUUCAAAAAGGCCACCAGGGAGGGAGUCCUCAAUUGCGUGAUUAUGUGAAGGGGAACAACAAAGAAGAGAAAAAAGUGCCCAUGACAGCACCAGUUGUGACAGAUGCAAUAUUGUCUAGUGGAAGUCCUUCCUGCUAUAACUCUUCCUUUGUGGUUCGCCUGCACAUGCCCAAACAAUUCCGAGACUCUCCUCCUGCUACAAUGGAUGACAUGGAGCUGCACCCACAUCUCAUAAACUCUCGUUGUACUGUUGUGAGGGCUUUUGGAGGAUUUACAUCAGACCAGAAUAUCAAGGAGGAGGCUAAGAAGCUUAAAGAAACUCUUGUUGGAACUUCUUGGGGAACUUUGCUGAGGAGUAAUUUUACCAACGAGUGUUUGUCUAAGGAUGUUCCCUUUGUUUUUACAGUUGCACAGUAUAAUUCUCCCUUCAAUAAUGUUAGUAGGGUUAAUGAAGCUUGGUUAACCUUGGAUGAUUCUAAGUGUUCAAUAUAG
Messenger RNA from Cryptomeria japonica (Japanese cedar), 591 nucleotides. RefSeq lists its product as uncharacterized. The coding region runs from base 1 to 591 and encodes 196 amino acids. The transcript is spliced from 2 exons. NCBI's taxonomy places the organism in Eukaryota, Viridiplantae, Streptophyta, Pinopsida, Cupressales, Cupressaceae. The record is from RefSeq and is a predicted model, not a curated record.